ACAAAUCUCGUGUCUAAACUAGAGGACUCUGUACGCCAAUGUUAGUUUUGUCAAAAGUUGACAUUUGUUUAAUUCAAUACUUUCGUGUAUAGCAUAAUUGUAAUAUUAUGUCGAUGAAAACCAACAAGUUUUAGUCACUGCAUUCAAACUACUACCAUGGAUUUAUCUAAAGUGCCUGACGACAAAAAGCUGAACUUAUGCAGGUGGUAUUUUCGAGUUGGGUUUGCUUUAUUGCCCUUCGUUUGGACGGUCAACGCCAUUUGGUUUUUCAACGAAGCGUUUAGAAGGCCCGAAUACAACGAACAAAAGCAAAUUCGCCGAUAUGUUAUAUAUUCCGCAAUGGGCUCGCUACUGUGUUUUGUUUUGUUGGUAUCUUGGGUUGCAGUAUUUCAGGUGAAUCGGUCCAAUUGGGGAGAGUUUGCGGAUAAAAUUUCUUUUAUUAUACCAUUAGGAACACCUUAGCCUAGCUUAGUUUAGCAGAACAACAAUUUUGAUGUUUUGUAAAUAUGUAUUAAUUUAAAAACUAGCAUAGUAAUUGAAAUGGAUGGUCUUCAGUCUUCGAGAACUCUCCAGUUUUUAAGGAUUUAUUUCCAAACAGGAAAUUCCCAAAAUAAGACAGAAUUAUGCCCACCAGACAAAGUAGGCAGAAGAAGUAUAACCUUUCUA
Messenger RNA from Cylas formicarius (sweet potato weevil), 666 nucleotides. RefSeq names its product gamma-secretase subunit pen-2. Gene Ontology annotation, biological process: Notch receptor processing. Gene Ontology annotation, cellular component: gamma-secretase complex. Lineage: Eukaryota; Metazoa; Arthropoda; Insecta; Coleoptera; Brentidae. The transcript has 3 exons. The record is from RefSeq and is a predicted model, not a curated record. Bases 157 to 462 code for a protein of 101 amino acids.